UUGCUUUCGAUACGUUUCUCAUACUCAUGGUACUCUUCAUGACAAACGUGCUAUGCAUGAUCUAUGAGUGUGUGUAUGAGAAUUAUAACGUACUCAAAACAACACGAAGAACGAACGACUACUCCCCCUUGAUUUUGACAUUUCUAAACGCUGUUGAGGUUGCCGCAGAUUUCAUCAUGGAUGUAGCAACACGGAAGGCUGAAUCGAAGUCGCACAAGAAAUCCAAGAAAGAAAAAAAGGAAAAGAAGCAUAAAAAGUCUAAAAAGAGUAAAAAGCAAAAAAAGAGGAUUAGAGAGUCUUCCUCAUCAUCUUCCUCUUCAUGUUCUGAUGAAAGUGGCAAUGAAUGGGUAGAGAAAGCUCCAGAAAAAGAAAAAGAUGUGAAAGAAGUCUCAACACUCAGUUCCAGCUCAGCCCCUGAAAGAGAUGAAUGGAUGACUGUCCCAUCUUUGUUUGCUUGCGUGACGAGAGAUCAGCUUCGUGCUGCUAAACAGCCCACCGAAAAGCAGAAAGAGCAAGAAGCGGCAAAGUAUAUGCUUGACCGGCCUGGGCAAAGUGGCCGUGAACUGAACCCCUACUGGGCAAAUGGUGGAACAGGCUUGCCUUCUGAGAAGCCUCCUGAGCCAGAAUCGCUAUCAUUGAAUUCUACAACAGUUGGUGAUCAGGGUGUCAAUUGGCUUCGGAGAGCCCUACAGCGAGCCAAGGAACAGGCAGAAGAAUCUGGUCGGUCAUUGGAAGAGAUUGCUGCUGAGCGAUGGGGGUCCCUUGCAAAACUGGAAGAACUUCUCUCUGAGGCUGAGGGCCGCAAAGUUUCCUUGUCCCGAGAUGACAAACGAGGGGGUAAUGAUAGAUUUAGUAGGAGACCUGGAUCUUACAGCAAGGAAAGAAGAGAAGAUCACAGAAGAACAAAUGAAGAAAGGUCUGAUACAAAUAGAGGUCAGUACUCUAGUGGCUCUGAAAGAAGAGACAACGAUAGAGACUAUAGAAGAAAGCCAAACUUUUCCAGGCCAGAUAGUGAAAAUUCUUCAAGCUCCAGACAUAAAUAUAGUGGAGAGGAGUCAGAUGCAAGAAGUGAUGACCGAAGACAGAAAGCACGGUCCUAUGGAGAUGAUGAAUCUUAUGAUAAAUACCGUCAGUCUUCAUCUGAAGGAAGGUCAAGGCUUUCCUUUAAAAAACCGGGUGAAAGUGAUUUAAAAUCUUCCUCAGAUUAUAGGUAUGGUCAGGGCUCAAGUGGAAACAAAAACUGGCGUAAAAAAGAUGCUAAUCCUGUAUCAAAUGUGCCGAAGCCAGAGCGCUCAACAGCCAGAAAGGAAAAAUCAAAAUCUCCUUCACCAGCCCAGAGUUCUAGCUCAGAAUCAGAGCCAGAAAGUGCACCACCUAUUAAAGCACCUGAGGAACCAGAAGUUUUAUCAGAUCAUCAGUUGAAUGAACUUGCUGCCAAAUUGGUGAAAGCUGAAAUCUUAGGUAAUGAUGAUCUCGUUGCUCAGCUGAAAAAGAAGCUGGAGCUAGCGAGACAAGUGCGUGCUGCCAAUCCAAAACUGGUUGCAUCGAGCUCUAGAACUGCGAAGUCUGAGCAAGAGGUUGUAGUCCUUACACGAACUGACUCUAAGGGCUUUGCUCGACCUCUUCAAACAAAAAGUGCCCAUCCCGAACCAGUUGGUGGACGGAGAAAAAAGGAAAAAGCCGAGACACAUGGUGCAGAUGGUCAGAGAGUUCGGUACUUUGCAGAUGAUGAUAAAUAUUCCUUGCAAGAUAUGUUCCAGCAAGAGAAGCUUACCACUGUUGAGGACCAAAAUGAAAUGUUCACAAAAUUGGCCGGGAAAGACAAAAGACAAGAGCAUGAUCUUGAUAUGGAUGAUAUAUUCUCUGAGAGGGCUCGUCAAAAGGAUUCUGAUGGGAAGAUAGAAGCUAGAGAAAGAGGAAGGGCUAUACAAGAACAUAAACGUAAAGAGAAAAUGCUUGAUAGCUGCAAGUGGUGCUUUGAUGGGAAAGAACUUCAGCGUCAUCUGAUUGUAGCUGUUGGUGCCAAGUCGUAUGUCUGUUUGCCUCCUUACCAGUCUUUGACAGAAGGACACUGUCUUAUUAUACCCCUCCACCACAACACCUGUUCUACUAUGCUGGAUGAGGAUGUUUGGGAGGAAAUUCAGGACUUCCGGAAGGCACUAGUAAGAAUGUUUGCCGCAGAUGAUGAAGACUGUGUUCUCUUUGAAAGUGCAAUGUACCUCAACAAAUUUCCUCACAUGGUCUUGCAAUGUGUUCCACUUCCACGAGAAACUGGAGACAUGGCUCCAAUCUAUUUUAAGAAAGCUAUUCUAGAAUGUGAAACUGAAUGGUCUACUAACAAGAAGCUGGUUGAUUUGUCAAAAAAAGAUAUCCGUCACUCUGUUCCAAAGGGACUACCUUAUUUUGCAGUGGAUUUUGGAAAUGAGGGUGGUUUCGCCCAUGUCAUUGAAGAAGAGAAAUAUUUUCCCACUAAUUUUGCCCAAGAAAUCAUUGGAGGCAUGCUUGACUUGGAUCAUAAUUUGUGGAGAAAACCCAGGGUUGAAAACUUUGACAAACAGCGCCGAAAAGUAGUAGAUUUUUCCAAAAAGUGGCGUGAUUUUGACUUUACAAAAAAGACAAAUCAAGCAAAACGAAUGAAGACUGAUAACUCCAGCUCAUCGGAAUCAUCACCUUGAAACAAAUUGUACCUAAAUCUGGAGGCUUUGUAAUUUUAGACAAUUAGAAGUAAAAAGAACUCAAAGAAUAUACUUUCUAACUAAA
Molecule: messenger RNA, 2760 nt
Organism: Thrips palmi
Lineage: Eukaryota; Metazoa; Arthropoda; Insecta; Thysanoptera; Thripidae
Product: CWF19-like protein 2
Exons: 8
Coding region: 27-2675 (882 amino acids)
Biological process (GO): mRNA splicing, via spliceosome
Cellular component (GO): post-mRNA release spliceosomal complex
Source: RefSeq, a predicted model, not a curated record